AAAUAAUUAUGAUUGGGCUUUUAGUCACCCCCAGUAUUGACCCGUAUUAUGCCUAACCCGAAAGAAAGCCCUAAGAGCCGUCAAUUAAAUCUAGCUCCAGCUAUAUGCAGUCCAUUCAUGCUCUUUAUUUUUAGACAGAUCCAUAGUGAGAUUUACACCAUCAAUCAAGAUUAAAUAAAAAUGACUUCUUUUGGUUCUUGCCAUCUUUGCUAAAGAAGGGGAUGUUCAUAAGAACACUUCAUCCACGGGAGCAUAAUCGCCAAAAAUAAAACCUUGCAAGGUUCAGAUUUGUGUAAAUGCAGCAAUCAACACUACCACCGCACAUGGCGGCGGUACCAGGAGCUUCAGCGGCGGAGUCCAACGAGGCGAAUGGAGAUGCGCCACCGAAGCAGGUGGCAAUGGCACUGGAGCGGCUGGGGCAGGCUAGUCGACUCAUAGCUGAUAUCAGACUUGGCGCAGAUCGGCUUCUGGAAGCCCUAUUUGUGGCAGCUCAGCCACAACACUCUUCUAAACCUUUGCAUCUUAUCCUCAAAGAAGAAGAUUCCAUGAGACAACACCUUCAAGACCUUCGCUCUGUUGGAAGGCAGUUGGAGGAUUCUGGUGUUCUCAAUGAUUCCCUUCGAUCACGAAGUAAUUCAUGGGGCCUCCACAUGCCCUUGGUUUGUCCCGAUGGUGCUGUUGUUGCAUAUGCAUGGAAGAGACAACUUGCUGGUCAGGCUGGUGCAUCUGCAGUUGAUAGGACCAGGUUAGCUCUCAAGGCCUUUAAUGAUCAGAAAAGACGAUUUUUCCCACACCUUGAUACCAAUUGUGGUGGGGAGGGCGUGACAAAGAAACUUUGUGGUCCUCCAUCAACUGAUCAAGAAGAAACUUGUGAACUGAAAACAGUGUCUGAAGUUUUGACACAUCUGAAAAAGGAGGUUCCAAAUGUAAUAACUUUCUCCUACCAGCGUUUGGAUUGGUUAAAGCGGGCAACCUCAUUGCCUUCUUCGACCAGUGAAAAUUCUAUUGAAUUAUCGAAAGAGAAUACUUUCCGAAGCACGACAACGUUAAGACAAGGAUCAUCUGAUGAUGUUAUUCCAGACAAGGUUGCUAUAAUCGAAUUGUUGAUUCCUUCUGUUUUUAGAGCCAUAGUAUCAGUUUCCCCUGCUGGUUCCUUGGAUCCUGAUGCUGUAGCUUUCUUCUCGCCAGACGAGGGUGGUAGCUAUGUACAUGCGAGGGGAUUUUCAGUUCAUCAUGUAUUUAGGCACAUCACGGAGCAUGCUGCUAUGGCUUUACAGCAUUUUACGGGUGUUGGUACGGAGACAGCCUUGCUUUCUUUGCUGUUGUGGGUCUGCAGCUACCAGACUUUGUUCUCAAAAGUUUGCAGCAAGUGUAGUCGUCUACUAUCAAUGGACAAAGAGUCUGCUAUGCUACUGCCUCCUGUUAAUCGCCCUUACCGGAAUUUUUGUGCGGGAAAAUUCUUGUCAAAGUCCGUCUCAAAAGAGGAUCAAAGUGUGGAUUCUACUCAGGGUUUUCAUAUCGGCUGCUUUUCUGAGGAAGCAUAGAAAAUCAGCUUUCUGACACCUUAACUGAAACAUUGUACAAAGAAAUUCUAAAUCUAUAAAUAGGCUUUCAACUAUUUGGACCUCUUCCCAACCAGAUAUUAUCUGCUUUUGUACUUUCUUUGUUUUCUUGCAUUUACAUUUAUUUCCUUCUAAUCAUGCUUGAUCUUGAAGAUUGUGCUAAGAAAUGUCAAAUUUAUAGGCGUUGUAGUUCAACAACAAAAAGAAGGUACCUCAUCCACUUUGAUUAUAAAUGUAGCACUUUGAAUUGUA
Messenger RNA from Lycium barbarum (goji berry), 1814 nucleotides. RefSeq names its product mediator of RNA polymerase II transcription subunit 27. The transcript has 2 exons. Bases 297 to 1544 code for a protein of 415 amino acids. Gene Ontology annotation, biological process: regulation of transcription by RNA polymerase II. Lineage: Eukaryota; Viridiplantae; Streptophyta; Magnoliopsida; Solanales; Solanaceae. Gene Ontology annotation, molecular function: transcription coactivator activity. Gene Ontology annotation, cellular component: mediator complex. The record is from RefSeq and is a predicted model, not a curated record.